Nematolebias whitei (Rio pearlfish) is the source of this 1689-nucleotide messenger RNA. It is a transcript of the gene hsdl2, whose product is annotated as hydroxysteroid dehydrogenase like 2. The coding region runs from base 86 to 1339 and encodes 417 amino acids. The record is from RefSeq and is a predicted model, not a curated record. Lineage: Eukaryota; Metazoa; Chordata; Actinopteri; Cyprinodontiformes; Rivulidae. The transcript is spliced from 11 exons. Gene Ontology annotation, cellular component: mitochondrion.
GGUGAUGACGAGUGUGUAAAAGUGGGUUAAAGGUGAAUACAGACGAGUUGCUGCACAGUGAUCAGUAAUCUGAGGUGGGAAUAAGAUGCUGCAGAACACCGGGAAGCUAGCUGGCUGCACACUCUUCAUCACCGGGGCGAGUCGAGGAAUCGGUAAAGCCAUCGCUCUGAAAGCUGCAAAAGAUGGAGCUAACGUUGUCAUCGCAGCCAAGACCGCCGAGCCCCACCCCAGGCUGCCUGGAACAAUCUACACUGCUGCAGAUGAGGUGGAGGCGGCUGGGGGAAAGGCAUUGCCGUGCAUCGUGGACAUACGAGAUGAGCAGCAGAUUGGAGCAGCUGUUCAAAAAGCUGUUGAAACGUUUGGAGGUAUUGACAUCCUGGUGAACAAUGCCAGCGCCAUCAGUUUGACAGGAACUCUGGAGACGCCGAUGAAGAAAGUCGACCUGAUGCUGGGAAUCAACCUGAGAGGAACAUACCUGACGUCUAAGAUGGUCAUCCCUCACUUGCUGAAGAGUGGCAGGCCCCACAUCUUGAACCUAUCCCCUCCCCUGAACUUGAACCCUGUCUGGUUCAAGAACCACACAGCGUACACCAUGGCCAAGUAUGGCAUGUCUAUGUGUGUCCUGGGAAUGGCAGAGGAGUUCAGAGGUCAAAUCGCCGUUAACGCUCUCUGGCCCAAAACUGCGAUCCAGACGGCUGCCAUGGAUAUGCUUGGUGGUGAUGGCAUCGGUAAACAGUGUCGUAAAGCGGACAUUAUUGCCGACGCAGCCUACGCCAUCCUGUCCAAACCAAAGGACUAUACGGGUCACUUCCUGGUGGAUGAGGAUGUUCUUAGAAUCCAUGGCAUUCAGGACUUCAACCAGUACGCCGUCCAACCAGGUCACCCCCUGCUGCCGGACUUUUUCCUAGAUGAAGCACCGGAGACACUCGUCAAACAGAUGGAGGAGCAUGGAGCAACACCAGCAUUCAAACCGCCAUCAUCGUCUCCGCCCCCUUCUGGUGGACCAAUAGAAAGCACCUUUGAUGUCAUCAGGGGAGUUAUCAAUGAGGACGUUGUCAAAUCAACACAGGGCAUCUACAGAUUUGACCUGUCGGGAGAACACAGUGGCAUUUGGUUCCUGGAUUUGAAGAGCGGUUCUGGCAGUGCAGGUGAAGGUGAGCCAUCCUCCAAAGCUGACGUUGUCAUGACGAUGGAUUCCAGUGACUUCAGCAAGAUGUUUUCAGGGAAGCUGAAGCCCACCAUGGCCUUCAUGUCGGGGAAGCUGCGGAUCAAAGGAGACAUGGCGCUUGCCCUCAAACUGGAGAAGCUGAUGAGUCGCAUGAACAAGGCCAAACUGUGAUGCUGGAGCUCCGUCCACAGCUCCCUGAAGCUCCGCCUCCUUCAUGUUUGUAGCUGUAUGCUUUGCCUUAAUAAAAAAGUAAACCGAUUUAAGUUGUAAUAAUGUUAACAUGCUGGAUGUUGGGAGUUCACCUGAGGAUAUACCUGACAGAGGAUGAACAGCUCUGACCAGUCUAAACUGGUAUGAACCAAUCUGAACCAGCCUGGAUCAGCUGGUGGUGACAGUCAGAUCAUCAGUCAUGUGUCUUUCAUUAUAAACUCUCAUUUUCAUAGUUUAAUGUGUCAAUAACAACAACAGAUGAUGUCAUUUUUGUGGUACUGUGGCAAUGACAAAUAAACAGAUCAGUUUCA